This is a messenger RNA of Cinclus cinclus, 3144 nucleotides long. RefSeq names its product caprin family member 2 (gene CAPRIN2). The transcript has 18 exons. The coding region runs from base 16 to 3144 and encodes 1042 amino acids. Gene Ontology annotation, biological process: positive regulation of canonical Wnt signaling pathway. Gene Ontology annotation, cellular component: cytoplasm. Gene Ontology annotation, molecular function: signaling receptor binding. The record is from RefSeq and is a predicted model, not a curated record. NCBI's taxonomy places the organism in Eukaryota, Metazoa, Chordata, Aves, Passeriformes, Cinclidae.
GGAGAGGAGAAGAGGAUGAAGGCGGCCAAGCAGCAGGUGACCCCGGCUGGGGAGAGCCCGGCUCCCGCCAGCCCCCUGCAGUCCGCGCUGAGCACGGCGGCCUCUCCUUCCCAGGCGUACGAGAUCUACAUCGACAACGGGCUCAUCUGCCUCAAACACAAGAUCAGGAACAUCGAGAAAAAGAAGCUCAAACUAGAAGACUACAAGGAUCGUCUUAAGAAGGGAGAAACCCUCAAUCAAGACCAAUUGGAGGCAGUAGAGAAAUAUGAUGAAGUAGUGCACAACCUGGAAUUUGCCAAGGAGCUUCAGAAGACCUUUUCAGGGCUUAGCCAAGAUCUGCUAAAAGCACAGAAGAAGGCUCAGCGGAGAGAGAGUCUACUGAAGCUUGAAGCAGAGAAGAAGAAGCUGCGUACAAUACUUCAAGUCCAGUAUGUGCUGCAGAACUUCACUCAAGAGCAUGUUCAGAAAGAUUUCAAAGGUGGUGUGAAUGGUGCAAUAUACUUGCCUUCUAAAGAACUAGACUACCUCAUAAGAUUUGCAAAACUGACGUGUCCAGAAAGAAAUGAGAACUUGAGUGUUGAAGACCAGAUGGAACAAUCAUCUCUCUACUUCUGGGACCUUCUAGAAGGAAGUGAGAAACCUGUGGUUGGAACAACAUAUAAACACAUGAAGGACCUGUUAUCCAAACUUCUAGACUCUGGCUACUUUGAAAGUAUUCCAACUCCUCCCACCACUGUGCCAAUAAAAGAAUUGGAAGAAGAAGUAAAUAGAAAACCUGAGAAAAGACCCCUGUCAAAAGGAGAGUCUGCCAAAGAACCAGAAUCCAUUAUGGAGCUUAUGAAAUCUGAAAUACAGCCACAGGAGUUUCUCAACAGGCGUUAUUUGCCUGAAGCAGAAUACUCUGUCAAGAAGAAGCCAGAAGAGCUCAGAUCUUGGGAAGCUGAGUGUGCUAGAAAACAAGAACCUCCAAAGUCCUGGGAGAUGCUUGUUGAUAUUAAAGAGCAGGAACAGAAGCAGAAACAAGAGACUUUAAAACCUUGGGAAGCUCGUGUUAGACAGCAAGAACUAAAAAGACCAGAUUCUCCAAAGCCUUGGGAAGCUUGUGUUAAAGAGGAGGAACAGAAACGUGAGUCUGCAAAGCCCUGGGAGACCCGUGUGGAGGAGGAACAACAGAAGAAGCUGGAAGCUCCAAAGGCAUGGGUAGCACGUGUCCGAGAGGAGCAGGAGUCUCCCAAACCCUGGGUAGCAAAGGUCAGGGAAGAGCAGGACCAGAAGAAACAGGAAUUGCCUAAGCCAUGGGUAACAAAAGUUAGGGAAGAGCAGGAACAGAGAAAGCAGGAGUCCUCAAAACCUUGGGUAACCAAAGUUAAGGAAGAACCAGAAGAAAAGCAGGAAUCUCCAAAACCUUGGGUAACUCAAACUAGGGAGCAAUCAGAACAAAAGAAGCCCGACCCUAUGAAAACAUGGGAAGUGCCCGUUAGGGAAGAGCAGCAGCAAGUGUCAUCACCACAGUUACAGAACCCUCCGAAGUCCUGGGCAGCUGCCAGUAUGGGGCCAAAGGAACAGAUGGGGCCAAAGAAGUUUGAUAUGGAACCCAAAGAAGUGCCUAAACCUGUACAUCAGCCAGCUGCAGAAUUUUGCUCUACUUCAACUCUUCCAAAAGAUCCAGUAUUGAGAAGGGAAAAACUUCAGGAUCUGAUGACUCAAAUACAAGGAACUUACAACUUCAUGCAAGAGUCCCUUCUGGAUUUUGAUAAAGCUUCACCAAGUGCCAUUGGUUCAUCCCAACUUCCCUCAGUUACUCCAGCAAGCAGUCCUGUAGCUUCAAAAGAGCAGAAACUGCCAAGUCAGAGUGAUUUUCUUCAGCAGCCUCUUCAGGCACUUCCCCCCUCGCUUCUCCCAAGUGAGCCACAGUCACCAUUGCCUACUUCAAGCACCCCCAUGCCAUCAGUGCCACCAGCACAAAGCUUUCAGUCUCCUCCAGCAAGCAGCAGUUCUGUCACGAUAACAGCAGCUCCCUUCCAGGCUAUGCAGACUGUAUUUAAAGUGAAUGCACCACUGCCUCCACGUAAAGACCAGGAAAUGAAAGAGGAUUCUUCAUAUUCAGUGGGAUAUAACCAGAGUUUUUCCACAGCAAGUACACAGACUCCUCCUCAAUGCCAGUUGCAAUCUUCUCAUGUUGUAGAACAAACCUCUCUUUCACAAGAAUCUCUGUCCUCGGCAGUGAACUAUCAACCUGAUGGAGCUGUUCCUGUUAGCAAUGGUAGCCUUGCCUUUUAUCCAGCACAGGCUAAUGUUAUCCCCAGACCCCCUCAGCCUUACCUCAACAGUCGUGGGUCUGUCAGAGGGUCUGCUAGAGGUGGAAGGUCACUGGCUAAUUCGUAUCGUUCCCCUGGUGGGUACAAAGGUUUUGAUGCUUACAGAGGUUCACCUUCAUUAACUAAUGGCAACUAUGGCCAGCUACAGUUUCCUGGUAGAGAUUAUGCUGGAAUGCCAUAUUCUCAGAGGGAUGUUAAUUACCAGCAGUGCUAUAAACGAGGUGGGAUAAGUAGUGGUCCUCGAGCAAAUUCAAGAGCAGGGUGGAGUGACUCCUCUCAGGUGAGCAGCCCAGAACGAGACAAUGAGACCUUUAACAGUGGGGACUCUGGGCAGGGAGACUCCCGCAGCAUCACCCCUGUGGAUAUGCCAGUGACAAGCCAGGCUGCCACCAUACUCCCGGUGCACGUCUACCCGCUCCCGCAGCAGAUGAGGGUCGCCUUCUCUGCUGCUCGAACGUCCAACCUGGCCCCUGGAACUCUAGACCAGCCCAUUGUGUUUGACCUGUUGCUGAACAACCUCGGAGAAACUUUUGAUAUCCAGUUUGGUAGGUUCAGCUGUCCGGUGAAUGGUACCUACGUCUUCAUCUUCCACAUGCUGAAACUGGCUGUGAACGUCCCUCUGUAUGUGAAUCUCAUGAAGAAUGAAGAGGUCCUUGUGUCAGCAUAUGCGAAUGAUGGGGCUCCUGACCAUGAAACAGCCAGUAACCAUGCAGUCCUGCAGCUGUUCCAGGGAGAUCAGAUCUGGCUACGGCUGCAUCGGGGAGCCAUCUAUGGAAGUAGCUGGAAAUACUCCACCUUUUCGGGAUACCUCCUUUAUCAGGACUAA